Fusarium pseudograminearum CS3096 is the source of this 4503-nucleotide messenger RNA. RefSeq lists its product as uncharacterized. The record is from RefSeq and is a predicted model, not a curated record. Bases 1 to 4503 code for a protein of 1500 amino acids. The transcript is spliced from 2 exons. Lineage: Eukaryota; Fungi; Ascomycota; Sordariomycetes; Hypocreales; Nectriaceae.
AUGGACCGCUCGCGCCGGAUGCCUCAACGUCGUCGCCCAUUAGGAGCCUCAGCUUCUCCUACCUCCACUUCAGAGGCUUCUUUUGACUUGAAUCCACUCACAAGCCCUGUGGUUGCUCAGACUAAUACCACGCCUGCUGGUCGCCGCUCAACCAAACCCCUUCAGCACGCCUUCACCUUCUCACCUCCAGGUAGUAGUCGUAACUCAAAUUCCAAGAGGCGAUCUACAACUAUGGAAAACUUUCCAAUGCCAGACGAGGGUGAGCAUGGCCCCAAAAAGGGCGGCCACAGUCUCCGUAAGCGUGCUCGUGUGGAUUACACCUUUGAGCACAUUGACGACGAUGUCGUCGUCCCCAACUCUACAUCUUCAGCACGCGGCAAGAAACGCAGGUCAGAGAUCAAUUUUGACACGGAUGACUUUUAUACCAAUGACUCAAAGAGGAGAGGCGCCUCCAUGGGCGCUGACACUCCAUCAAGCCGUCGGAGGAAUCCGACACGAAAACCCAGUGACCUCAAAGUAUUUCAUCAAGCUGCUUUGCAGGAUGACGAUAACGAAGUCCAAGACACCAUCGAAGUCGGUGCAUACUACUCAGAUGUUGACGACUCAGAGCUUAGAGAAGGUGCUGCUUCGAAUAACUCAUCCCCCCAGUCCAAGAUGUCGCCAAAAAACUCACCAAAGAAAUCACCUCAAAACGAGUCGACCAAAAAUGAGCUGCCAGCGCCGCAGUUCCCCAGCAGUCAUCAAACUGAACUUUCAACGGAAAACACUGCGCACGCUGCUGAACUGAGUCAAAUCCCCUCAGAAAAAUUAAAUCCUGUUGUGGAACAUAUAAGUAACUCUAUUGAGGAACCUGUAUCUCAGCCUGCAGAGCCUCAAGCCAAAAACUUUCCUAACGUGGAACCUGAGCCGGAAACUUUCAAUGAUAACCAGCAACAGUCACCAGCUGUAGCAGAUACUAACGAUGCAACGGCGAAAUUGGAAGUGACAAUGCCAAGUACAGAACCUGAGCCGGCUUCCACAGCUGCAACAGCAGUGCCAGCUGUCAGUGUCAAAACAGAGCAGGUAGACCAGCCAGUCUCGCUACCCGUGUCAGUGCCAGUGCCAGUGUCAGCGCCAGUGCCAGCACCGACAAUAGCACCACCGCCGAUUAUUGAUGAGAACAAUCAGAGUGAAUCUAUUCAUUCACCUAUUGUUCCUGCACCCGAACCUGAGCCUGUAAACGGCAUUAUGGAGCUUCCCACCACUGCUGAGCCUGUUCCACAAAAUAAUCCUGAGUCUGAUUCCUUCACCAACAACACCAAUAUCGAGGAAGAACCGUCACAUCAGCCGACUUUUGAACAAAUACCUGAAUCACCGGAUCUAUUGUCAAAUCAGCACCAAGAAGACAAAAUGGACCAAAUGGAUAUAGAUCUGGUUCAAGAAGAGCAACCUGCUCAAGAUGUCGAAAUGACUGAUGCCGCUGCCAACGAGACUCAAGAUGUUCAGGAAAAUGUAUCUACACUUCCACCUGAACUUGCACCUGCGCCUGUACCUUCGCCUGCACCUUCGCCUGCACCUUCGCCUACAUCUACGCCUACAUCUACGCCUACAUCAGCACUUGCACCUUUACCUGCCGACUUGCCAUCUCCUUUACCAUCAAAAAGUAUCCCUUCAUCACCGCCCAGGUCUCUUGCCGGAUUACGGUCACCGUCGCCAGCUCGAGAACCUGAUCAACCACCCCAAGAUAAUAUCGCUCCAUCCCAAGAUAGUAUCGCUCUGCCUCAAGAUGAUGCCGCUCCGCCGCGAGAGGACACGGCUUCGCCUCAAGAAGUCGUUGUUGAUGACAUCUCCAUGUCCGUGGAGUUGGAAAACGACUCAAUAGAGGCUGAGCUGAACAAUGAAAGUGUCGGGAACAACGAGAAUAACAGGGACAAUGAUGAUAAUGAGGACAAUGAGUAUAAUGAGUACAAUGAAUCUACUGAGGCACCGAUCACUACCGACGAGCCCCAGAUCCCCGAUUCACCUCAGAAUCCCAUUGUCCAAGAGGAGCCUGCGGCUCUCUCGAGUCCGAUCGAACUGAAAGCCCCGACUCCCCCUCCUGCUGAAACUAUUGAAACCCCAGCGUCUUCUGCACCUUCCGAACCAAAAUCGAGCCCGCAAAAGUCUGUCGCUUCUCGAAUUCCUUUGGAGUUGAUGCCACAGCCAACCCCGGCCGGCCGCUGGUCUCACCUCAAACCUUAUGUCGAUGGCGAGUUCCUGCUGUACCCAGAAAAGAAGGGCGGGGACGAGGACGGUGCAAAUGACGAUGCAACCCCGGAAGGAAAGGACACUGAUCGAGAAGGUGCUGACAUGGAGCCCAUGGUCGAUGAUCAAGAUGAUACAGGGCUUGAAGCACCCACGCCUGCACUCAACACGCCUACUCGUGGCUCCCCUGUACCGGACUCAUUAGACCCAACAGCCCUCAAUUCGCCUGCUCCUGUUGGUGAUGCUGAUGAUGAUGCUGACACCUCCGAAUCUCAAGAUCCACUAGAGCGCACUCGAUACUAUAAAUAUCGCAAGCUAAGGGAUCCUGAAGAGUACAUCUCGGCUAUCGAGAAUUAUGAGGAUAUGUCCACCGAAGACCUUUACGAGCUUCUCGAAGCUAUUAAUGUCUCCAUGGUUCAGUGGCAAGACGAAUGGAGUGACCUGGGAGCAAUCGUCGACGACUACGAAAAUUCUCUUCGCCGACGAGCAGCUGAUUCCAAGUAUGAAGCCCGCACUCGCAACCUUCACCAGCACGGUGUCAACUAUGAGGAGCCUGAAUUCGCUGUCAAGGGCUACAAGUCUCGCGACAAGGAAGGUCUGACUGAGACUCGGUAUCUCCAAGGACAGGAUCGCAUCAUGGCCGCUACUUACGGCUUUGAGUAUGAUCCCCAUCCUUCAAAGAUCGGCAAGCAAAAUCCCGAGACACAACAGGUUGGGGUCAUGACACGCGGUCGAUCUUUGCGGAACCAACCUAGGCAGACUGUAAAGGCUACAGAGACCGAUGAGGUUGUCGGCAAACGCCAGCGCAAGCCUGUCCAACUCUUCGAUCCUGCAACACAAGAUGUCAGCAGGAGCUCAACACCCGUACCCACUACUCGUGGUGGUCGGCGACGCAAGAAUGCUAACGCCGAGGACGAACCACAGACGAACCUCGCGGUUAGCUUCAACAGCGACGUUGUCUCGGACGGAGAGGGCCCCAAGACUAGACGCAAGCGCGGCACUCGUGGCAAGAAUGUCGCGCCAGCAGAAGACGCCGCGCCAACCCCAGAUGCAGAGGAUGCAGCUCAAGAAGAGCCUGUGAAGCCCACUCGUCGUGGCCGUGCCAGACCUGCUGUCAAGUAUGAGGAGGCUGAUCCUAACGAAUUCGUUGACGACGAGCCACAGGAAGAGGAAGAAGAAGAGGAGGCGGAGGCGGAGGAAGAGGAAGUCGAGGAGGCAGAAAAAGAGAAAGAGGAGAAGCCGCCAGUCAAGCGACAUAUUGUUACUCUCAAAAUCCCCAGUGCUUACUUGGCUGAGUUCACGCCUGAGAUGGAGAUCCUCGACAAUGGUGAUUCCCGUCCGACCACCGCCUGCUCUGAGGAAUCUUCUCUGACUGCGGAGUCGUCUUACUCCUUCCGGCCUAAACGGCAGAGGCAUUUCCGUGACAACCCCGAUGGGGGUGAAGAGUCGGGCCAAGCACCGCCCAAGAAGAGAAUGAAACGAACAAGCGGCGGUACUACUGUCACCGAGACUCCAUCUACAGCAUCCACACCUGCUCCAUCUACUGAGCCGGCACAAGUCCUUAGCAACCGCAAGAUUCAGAAGAUCAAGGUUGUAAGGUCUGGCCAGGAUAUCAAGAAUGGAGGAACACCCCAAGCACAGCCAGCCCUACCACCGCCUCCUCCUCCCCAGCCUGCUACCCCUACUCCUAUUCCGGUUGACGACAAUGACGAUACUCCCAAGGACUACAAGUCGAUGACCAAGUCGGAAAAGAUGUCGGCUUCUAUGAAGAAUCGUUGGGCCAACGGAAACAUGGCCGGAGCCGUUGAAAAACGCAAGGCGACCCUGGCGGCUAAAAAGGCUGCUCAAGCGGCAGCCGAGCAAAGAACAGGCGUCGUCGCUCCAAAGCCGAAGGGCAAGGCCCCAGUCAAAAGAGAAUCUGGUCUCAAGAUGCAGAUGGUACCAGAACAGCCUCAGAUGCCACCGCAGCAGCAACAACCGCCGCCGCCGCCGCCGCCGCCGUCCAUGCUUCAUCAGCAACCACCCAUGCACCCUCAUCAACAUCAUCACCAUCAUCAAUAUCCCGUGCACCAUCAGCAUCCUCAGCAUCACCACCAGCACCCUCCUCACCCAGCUCACAUGCAGCAGAUGCACCAACCUCAUCCUCAGCAUCUGCCCCCUCCCCCUCCUCCGCCACAUCAGCCUGGAAAUCCACCUCCUCCCUUUAUGCAUAGCCAUGGCCAACAUCCCAACCACGGACAUGGCCACGGUAUGCCGGGUAUGGGAUAUCCCUAUCAAUGA